This is a messenger RNA of Cryptococcus wingfieldii CBS 7118, 1251 nucleotides long. RefSeq lists its product as hypothetical. Gene Ontology annotation, molecular function: 2-oxoglutarate-dependent dioxygenase activity. The record is from RefSeq and is a predicted model, not a curated record. Lineage: Eukaryota; Fungi; Basidiomycota; Tremellomycetes; Tremellales; Cryptococcaceae. Gene Ontology annotation, cellular component: cytoplasm. The coding region runs from base 1 to 1251 and encodes 416 amino acids. The transcript has 7 exons.
AUGGCACCCAUUGCAGUCGACGCCCCCGCCCAGCCCGCCACCGCCGGCAAGCCCGUCACCGACGACGACAUCACCGCCCUCAAGGCUCGUCUCCAGUCUACCGACCUAUCCAAAGAAAAGGCCGAUCUCGUCUUGCCUCCCGACAAUACUCUCAAGCGAUACCUUAAAGCCGGCAUCGACCUCUCCAACGGCUACCCUUACUUCCCUCCCAAGCCGGACUUUGUGCAGGACGUCUUUGAGGCGGACAGCAAGCUUGAGAAGGAGGGAUGGGUGUAUGAGGACCCGGGAUUAAGGGCGGAUAAGGAGAAGAAGGCGUUGUUUGGCGCCGCAAAGGAAGUGAGGGAUCUGACAAAGUGGAUUGGUACCGAGAUUGUGGGACUGCAGCUCAAGGAUUUGACCGACCAGCAGAAAGAUGAGCUCGCCCUCCUCGUUGCUGAGCGAAACGUCGUCUUCUUCCGCGACCAAGACCUCGCCCCUCAGACUCAACAGUCCCUCGGUCUCCACUUUGGGGACGGCCAGAUCGAGCGUCACCCCCAAGCAGCCCAAGUACCCGGUAUUGGCGGCGGUGUUUCUCUCAUCUGGGAAAAGGGCCGUAAAGACGGGCUUCAUGCGGGUAAGAGCCACCGUGUACCGUACCCUGGAGGAGGCUUUGGAUGGCAUACCGAUUUGGUCCACUUGCCUUUCCCUCCUGGAUACACGCACUUGCACCAAGACACCAUUCCCGCUGUCGGGGGCGAUACGCUUUGGGCUUCGGGAUACGCUGCCUACGAUAAGCUCUCGCCGAAGUUCAAGACUCUUAUCGAUGGUCUCAAUGGCAUCUACCGAUCAGCACACAAGUACAAAGACUCAGCCAACCCCGACGCCGACAGCAAAUAUGUCACCCGCGUUCACCCCCUUGUCCGAACCCAUCCUGUUACUGGGUGGAAAGCACUUUGGAUCAACAGAGGAAUGACCCUCGCCAUCGAAGGCCUCAACAAGCCCGAAUCCGACAUCCUGCUCAACUAUCUCCAUGGAGUGUUUGAGCGUAGCACCGAUAUUCAGGUCCGAUGGAACUGGACUCCCGGGACGAGCGCUAUCUGGGAUAAUAGGUCGACUAUCCACACGGUUUCGUACGACUAUGACGGCGAACGACAUGGUACCCGAGUCUCUUCCCUUGGCGAGAAACCUUUCUUUGACCCGGCUUCCAAGUCGAAGGCUGAGGCGCUUGGGCUGAGUGGGUGGGUUGAUGGGAAGGACUGGGGAGGUUACUAG